Molecule: messenger RNA, 26372 nt
Organism: Podarcis lilfordi (Lilford's wall lizard)
Lineage: Eukaryota; Metazoa; Chordata; Lepidosauria; Squamata; Lacertidae
Source: the annotation of a GenBank genome assembly
CUGCAUUGCAGCGGGUUGGACUAGACGACCCUUCAAACUCUACAAUCCUAUGAUUCCAUUGUCUUUUGACUCCUACAGAAGACUUUCCUUUUUCAACAAGCCUUUUAAGGGGACUUUUGUGAAAUUUCACUCUGCAUCUGUAUGGGGUUGUGUGUGUGUGUAUGAAAAAUAGUUUUGUUGUGUUAUGUGAAAUCAUUUAUACGCGCGCACAGUAUACCGUAGACAUGAAAUGGCUUAAUAUUUAUUAAUAUGUUAAUAUUACCGUUAAUCAUUAAUAUAUAUUAGAGCGAGAAAGAGAAAAUAUAUGUUAAUAUCGUUUUGAUCGUUGUCCUUUUUUUAUCGCUAGCACACUUCGAGGUGUUUCAUUAGAAUCACAACGCACGGGCGUUGGCUACCCCUGUUGGAUUUCUGCCUGCCGCGCAAAAAGGCGCCGAGUGGGGAAGGGGAGUGGCCCCUUCAAGCUGUCCAGCCUAAGGAAAAGGGGAAAGCCUCGCCGAGGUUGCGUUUCUGUGUGUCUGCGCGAGGGCAGGAGCUGCUCAGCCCGCCAGCUGCCUGCCUGCUUGCCUGCCUUCCUGCCGUCUCCUCUGGGCGUGCUCAGCCGGCGCCGCCGGAUGGGAGGGAGAGAAGGAGGCUGAGCGGAGCUCCGGAGAGCAGCUCUCAUCCGGCUGGGCGAUGGCCGCAGCCCCGAUCCUGGGUCUCCUGCUUCUGUCGCGGCUCUACUCCCGAGGAGACAGCGCGGGGCUCGGCCGGGCAGGGGCUGAGAGCCAGCAGCAGGCGGAGGUGAGGCUCCCAAGAGCAGGGAAGGGAGGGGUGAAUGCCCAGAUUUCUUCCCAAGAAAGAGGUGCUCAUGAACUCUUCUGGCUAACUGGAUGCAAAGAAGUUUCUGUUUUUAAAACCCGGGCUUACUCAAUUUUGUCUGUGUGUGUGUGUGUGUGUGUGAGAGAGAGAGAGAGAGAGAGAGAGCCCUCUCCAACUUUCAGAAACACCAGAAUGCGGAGAAAUAUUGCCUUCCUGGGCACCUUCAGACUGGUGGGUUUUUAUUUUAUUUUAAUGUGGGUGUUUCCUGCAAUAAUUAUGGCACAACAGCAGGGCAUCAUUGGUAGGUUUGUUCUGAUUUAGCUUGUGCCAAGAUGCGUCCCCAAUGCUAUCAUGCUAUUGCUGUCUGGAACAUAAAUCAGAGGAAUAAAUGUGUGGCAGAAAGUUACAAGACUCCAGCAGGGAGCGAUGAGUUAUGCCCUGAUGGGAAAGGAAGCUGAGUGACAGCUCCCAAAAUCUGCAGACACGAACAGCAGAGAAGGCACCAUAGCUCAGUGGUCAGAGCACUUGUCUUGCAUUCAGAAGGUCCCAAAUUCAAUUCCUGGCAUCUCCAGGUAGGGCUGAGAGAGAGCCCUGCCUGAAAUCUUGGGGAGCUGCUGCCAGUCAGUAUAGGGAAUACAGUGGUACCUCGAGUUAAGAACUCAAUUUGUUCUGGAGGUCCGUUCUUAACCUGAAACUGUUCUUAACCUGAAGCAUCACUUUAGCCAGUGGGGCUUCCUGCUGCCGCCGCGCCACCGGAGCCCGAUUUCUGUUCUCAUCCUGAAGCAAAGUUCUUAACCUGAAGCACUAUUUCUGGGUUAACGGAGUCUGUAACCUGAAGCAUAUGUAACCCCAGGUACCAUUGUACUGAGCCAGAUGGACCCAAUUUCUGUUCUCAUCCUGAAGCAAAGUUCUUAACCUGAAGCACUAUUUCUGGGUUAACGGAGUCUGUAACCUGAAGCAUAUGUAACCCCAGGUACCAUUGUACUGAGCCAGAUGGACCCAAUGGUCUAACUCAGUUUGAAGCAACUGCCCAUGUUCCUAUUUAAUUGUGCCAUUUAUCCAGAGGCAUGAGGACUGGAUUCUUUCUUUAUUUUUAGGUGAAGGUCGGUAGCUCAGUGCUAGAACACCUGCCUUGCUUGCAGAAGGCCCCAAAUUCAAUCCCUGGCAUUUCCAGGUAGGGCUGGAAGAGACCCCCAGCCUAAAAUCCCACAGAGCCUCUGCCACUCAAUAUAGACAGUACUGAGCUAGAUGAAUCAAUGAUCUGACUCGGUCUCCUAUGUUCCUAGAAUUCAAAGGGAUGUGUGUCUGUUCUUAAUUACCUGCCCUUUUCCCUAAUGUUCCGGGGCAACAAAUUAAAACACAAUUUUUUUUUUUAAAAAAAAACUGUUUAAAGCAAUUUACAAUUACAGUGGUACCUCGGGUUACAUACGCUUCAGGUUACAGACUCUGCUAACCCAGAAAUAGUGCUUCAGGUUAAGAACUUUGCUUCAGGAUGAGAACAGAAAUCGUGCUCCAGCGGCGCAGCAGCAGCGGGAGGCCCCAUUAGCUAAAGUGGUGCUUCAGGUUAAGAACAGUUUCAGGUUAAGAAUAGAGCUCCAGAACGAAUUAAGUACUUAACCCGAGGUACCACUGUACAGAAAUAAGCAGGGCUCUAAAAAUAUACCCCUCAAGUAUCAAAAGACAGGGUAAAAAGGCGUUUAUUCAGCAUUCUCCAGAAGCUGUACCAUGAAGGGGCCUGGCCGGGUGCAUCUCUCCUGUGGGAGCGAGUUCUAUAGUUUCACAACUGUGUGAAGAAGUCCUUCCUUUUAUCUGUUCCGAAACUCCCAACUUCAUUGGAUGCCCAUGAGUUCUGGUGUUACGAGAGGGAGGAAAUUUUUUCUCUGUCCACUUUCUCCAUGCCCACAUAUCAUUUUAUAAACUUCUUUUGUGCCAUCUCUUACUCAUCUAUUCUCUAGACUAAGAAGUCCCAAACCUUUCACCAUAGGGGAGUCACUCCACCCUCCUUCAUCAGCAACAUCAUUUUUGAGGUGAGACGACCAGUGUCCAAAUGCAGUCUCACCAUAGAUUUGUAUAACGGUAUUAUGAUACAGUGGUACCUUGGGUUAAGAACUUAAUUCGUUCCGGAGGUCUGUUCUUAACCUGAAACUGUUCUUAACCUGAGGUACCAUUUUAGCUAAUGGGGCCUCCCACUGCCGCCAUGUGAUUUCUGUUCUCAUCCUGAAGCAAAGUUCUUAACCCAAGGUACUAUUUCUGGGUUAGCGGAGUCUGUAACCUGAAGUGUCUGUAACCUGAAGCGUCUGUAACCCGAGAUACCACUGUAUUGGCAGUUUUAUUUUGACCCUUGUGGCCCCUUCCAGCUCUACAGUCCUAUGUUUUUCAUUUCAUUUCCUAAUGAUCCCUUGCAUGGAGUUUGCCUUUUUCGUGGCAACCACACACUGCAUUGACAUCUCCAUUGAGCUAUCCACUACAAUCCCAAGGUCUCGUUCCUGGUCCAUCACCUCCAGUUCACACCCUGUGAGUCUAUAUGUGAAAUUAAGAUUGCUUACUCCCAAACAAUUUAGCAUCAUCAGCAAACAUGGCCACUUCACUGCUCACUCCUAACUCUACAGAAGAUCCCUUAUAAACAUGCUAAAAAGCACACAAUACAUCUGCGCUCAAUGCAUCUCUUUCUUUACAUGCCUUCCUGGCCUGUGGCUUUCUGAGCACAGCCUCUGGCCCACACCAUCUGGAGAGCUUUCUUUUGUCUGUAUUCAACCCAUCCUCCAUUAUGCUAAACAAGGAUCUGAGAGGCAGAGGGCUAUGGAAAGGUCUCCUGUUUGUUUCCUGCCUUAUGGAAUAUUCUAUAGAAAAGAGCAUUUCCUCCUUUGCAGGCUUGGAGGGAGAACAGGGUGGGGGAAGAGAGGCUGCUUGGAGUCUUAAGAGAGGCUGUUUGCUAUGGCCUCAGGAUCAAGGGCAGAGCCUUGAAAGCUGUCAUCUAUCUGAUCUAUCAAUUUUAAUAUAUCUAUCUCUAAGCUGGAUGCCUUCAUCUAAUCAGUUAAGGUUGCGCUGCUGUUAUCUGGAGAGCUUGUAACCAGAAUUAGGCUCUGCCUGGGGGAAGAGGAGGAGGUGAACAAAUGUCUUCUAUCUCAGCACUGGUGUGCAAAAAGGAAAAGGAAAACCUACAUCAUAGUGUCACUGUGAGAACAAAAUGGGGGCAGAGGGACAGUGCAUACCACUUUGUGUUUAUUUUAUGCUUCCUUUUCUUAGCAUACUGAAUGUAUUUCCCCCCAGUGUCCCCCAAAUUUCAUGAUCGCUGAAGUACAUCCCACCUGACCCCUGAAUUAAAAUUGGGGGCACAACUUCACUGUCACACCUGAAACAAGCUGUAUGCUUUUAGCAUGCAAAGAUAGAAAUCUCACGUUCCUUUUCAAGCACUUUAAUGACAAACAUCACUGCGGUCCACCGGUUAUGCUUUUCAUCAUCAUCAUCAUCAUCAUGUCACCUCCAGCUAUUUUGGGAGAAGAUUUUCCUGACCUGCUUAGCUUAGGAGCUCAUACAGAGUGCCCUGCUGUGAUUAGACAGGCUGCUUCCAGGUUUUGCCAUUUUGGGGUGGGAUUCAGUUGCGCUGCACGGCAUUUAUAUCCCAUAUUUUCUCCAAGGAGCUCAAGGUGGCGCACAUAUUUCUCCUCUCUUCACAUUCCAUAGCUUAAUGUGCUUCUUCACAUUAAGCUAUGGAACUCACUCCUGCGGCAGCCAGUGAUGUCCACCCACUUGGAUUGCUUUAAUGGAGAAUUAGGCAAAUUCAUGGAGGAGAAGACUAUGUUCCGCCUCCACAGUUGGAGGCAGCAAUACUCCUGAAUACCAGCUGCUAGCAACCACAAAAGGUGGUGGGCUUCCCAUAGGGACCUGGUGGCCACUGUGAGAACAAGAUGCUAGACUUGAUCCAGCAGGAUCGCCUUAAGUUCUUACAUGCAAAAACUUGCCAUUUGCGAGGGGCCCAAGGUUGAUUUGGCGAUUUUGCAAACAAAAAGAGGAAAAUAAGCACCACGUAGAGUCUAACAAAGAGGAGAGUACUUCGGUUUCAUCAAUGUCCCUAGCACUGCUGAAACAGGGGAAAGGCAUGUCAGUCUCACCUUUGUCUCUUUGGUGGGUUUAAAUCAGCCUCCCCUAGCCAGCACCUUCCAGAGGUUUUGGACUACAACUCCCACCAGCCCCAGCUGGGGUUGAUGGGAUUUGUAGUCCAUAACAGCUAGAGGGUUGGGCCCCUGGCUAGGAAAGGCUCGUUUAAGUAUUUCUGAGUGGUCCAGCAUUAGUGAAAUUGACACAUACCCUCCAACAUGCCUGGGAGGAAAACAGGGAAAUGAGUCUUUUGGGGCCGCGCUCCCAGGCGAAUCAUGUGACUUGCAUGAGAGCACGGCACCCAAAAGCAUGCAUCUUUCAGGGCCACGAUCUCACAGGAGCCAAGCAGGACAUUCCAGGAGCCCAUCAGAAGCUGAGAUGGCUUCUGUAAUUUCCAGGAUGUCCCUCUUAUGUAUGUUGGUAAGGUUUCUCCCCAAUGUUGACUGUUUCACAAAAGGUGAAAACUGGAGGGUGGGGCAGUGGGAAGACCUGAUGUCUUGGAGAUAUUCUCUGCUGUGGAAUGGGAGGGAAAAUCUUACCAUACACUCCUAUACAGGAAGAGAGAGAGAAGACUGAUCCACACAAUAUGAUUAAAGCUUCUACACACAUUUGAAUCAUAUGACAUCCUAAAGAAUCCUGGGAACUGUAGUUGUUAAGGGUGCUGGGGAUUGUAAUUCUGUUGCAGGGAAACUACCAUUCCCAGGAUUCCUUGAGGAGAUGUUCUUUAAAUGUGCAUUUCCUUCACCAGGGAAUUUAAAGAUACAGUUACUUAGGAUUUUGUUAUGUCAUCUCCACUUUACCUGAUGAAGGACCUGAUAGGGCUGAAAUGUGCAGGAUUAUAAACUUUUGGAUAUUAAACCGUUUCUCUCUCUAUUAAUCUCUUUUUAGAAGCUAGCCUUGAAGAUUUCUAAUGCAGAAAGACUGGAAAUCUAAGUCUAAUGUUAAACAAUCGUAUGAAAUUUUGUUACUUUUUAUUAGAUUUUUUGUGAUUGUAUUUUUUGUAAUUGUAAGCUUUUAAAAUUGUUUUUAAUAUUGUGUCUUAGAUUGUAACCCAUCCUGGCACUUUAGGGUGAAGGGCAGGUAAUAAAUUAAAACAACAACAACAAUUCCCGCCCUCUCAUUUUGCCUGGAUUUCCCUUUUGCUGCAAGGACAGAGGAACAGCAGCAAAAAAAUGAAAAUAAAACAAAGACCCUCCUGUCUCCUCUCCAUCCCCCUCGCCCCAGGUCUGCUGUCCCAGGUAUGUGGCAUCUCACAUCUAGCAGGCCUUGGGGCGGAGGGUCUCUGAUGACUGCCUGGCUCUCCAGAGAAAUGGAAAAAUUUAUGGCCUCUGCUUUUUUGUUCCAUGGGGUGGUGUUUAUGUCCGGAAUCUGGGCUGAUAAGGUGAAGGGAGAACAGAGCCAGCACACAAACUCACUCUGGAAUGAAGAGGCUAGGCUCAGCCGGACUGAAUGGACUGUGAACAAAAGCUCGGGGGUUUUUGCAGUUCGGAAGGGGAGCUGCUUCCUGGCAGGAGUAAAAGGUGCACAAAGAGAAAUUGAAGUGACAUCAAGAUCCACCACCAUGCCUCCGAAAAGUGCUUGGAAGCUUUAGCUGUUCCAGAAUACUGCGUCCAGGCUGCUGACUGGGUCCGGUUACAGGGAGCAUGUUACUCCCCUGUGAAAACCAGCUUGUUGCUGGUUUAAUUUUUCUGAAUGUUUUAAUUUGUUUUUUUCUAAAAAUGUCCUUGUUUUCUUCUAUUUGUAAAUCACUUUGAGGUUUCUUACAAUCAAGCAGUGUAUGAAUAUAUAAUAAUAUAAUAUAAUAUAAUAUAAUAUAAUAUAAUAUAAUAAUAUAAUAAUAUAAUAAUCAAAUCAUAAUACAGGCUUCCUCAACCUUAGCCCUCCAGAUAUUUUGAGACUACAGUUCCCAUCAUCCCUGACCACUGGUCCUGCUAGCUAGGGAUUAUGGGAGUUGUAGGCCAAAAACAUCUAGAGGGCUGAGGUUGAGGAAGCCUGCUAAUAUAAUAUAAUAUAAUAUAAUAUAAUAUAAUAUAAUAUAAUGGUAUCUCGGUUUUCGAACGUCUCCAUUGACAAACGUUUCAGUUUUUGAACAUGCCUUAGAAGUCGACCAUACCAUGCGGCUUCUGUGUUGAGUUUUCUGUACAGUAUUGAGCUUUCCAGUCUGAGGCUUCCAUUUUGAGUUUUCAGUUUUUGAACAUUUCGGAACUCAAAUGGUCUUCCAGAAUGGAUUACGUUCGAAAACUGAGGUACCACUGUAAUAUAAUAUAAUAUAAUAUAAUAUAAUAUAAUAUAAUAUAAUAUAAACAUUUACUGCAUAAUCUCUGGGCAGUAGGAUCCUCUGUGCAUAAAAUCAACAUUUUCUGACAAUCUUGAUCUAAUUUUUAAUCCCCCUCUCCUUUUGAUUUUAGAAGUUCCUUAGAAAAUAUGGCUACUUUGGGUCCAUGCACCGAGGGUUGGAUCCAGCUGAAUUCUCAGAGGCCAUUAGGUAAGUGUGGUGGUUGUCCUGUGGCUGCCACCAAACUUGUCCCAAGUUUGUCAAUGUGGGAUGGAGCAUCCAGAGACAGACCCUUCCUCCUUCUUCCAUUUUAUUUACCUAUAUGUCCAGGGCUAGCCAACGAGGUGCCCACCAAAAGUUGUGGACUACAAGGCCCAUUGUCCCUGGCCAUUGACCAUGCUGACUGGGGCUGAUGGGAGUCGAACAACAUUAGGAGGCCUACAGGUUCCUGCACUGUCGCACCCAAUGAUGUUGCAAGGUCUGAGGGCACGAGGGCACCACCUCGCCCAUGAGUUCUAGUGUUAUGCGAGAGAGGAGCUUUUCCCCAUGAGCAUUCUGGAGUUUUAUACUUGUCUAGCUAUUGGGAUGCGUUAGCAUUCAUGUGUCAUCAGUGGGGGAGCAUUGCUGAACGACCAAUAAAGCAGAAUAAACCCACCGCUAGGGCACUGUUAUUGCAUCAAGGCCUUGUUGCAGAACACGCCCACAAUAAAACGCCUGUCUGGAGGGGUCCAUAAAUUAACACGUGCACAUUUUAUUAAAGCGUCGUCUCCCUGCUUGCUCUCUCUUAAGAUGCGGAGUGAGUGGGCUGCCUCGGGAGGACAGCGCCAGGCAGAUUCUGAAGGCCUGCAUGUUAAUAUUACUUCAAUUGCUUUAAGACAUUCUGCUUUAAGACGGCUGCGUUGGAAUCGUGGCUCCUCCAACUCUCAAGCCUGGCUCGUAAAACCCAUCCCGUUCUGCUCAGCCUUGCUGCUCUUUCUCUCACUCAAAGCACAGAAUGAGGCCUCUGCUCUGUCGUUUUCCCUUGUAUGGGCCUAGCCUCCUGUGGAGGACAAGAUCUGUACAAACGUUGCAAUUUGGGCCCGGCUGGAAGAUUCCAGAAAUGCCAUUGCUGCAUUCUGGACUCCAGCCAUCUUCAAACACUCCUUCUGAGAAUUUAUUAUUAUUAUUAUUAUUUAAAUUUUCUCCCUCCGCCCUUAUCCCACUGUCGCCGCCAAAGCCCACUAUUGAAAGUACUUCCCUGUUCAAAAAACAAAGUUACACUGAGUGUUUCAAUCAUAUGACGCCACUGCUUUAUGGCAGGGUGAAGGGGACAGUGAGGUGUAGUGGUUAGAGCACUGGACUAGGGUCGGGGGGGGGCAGACCAGGGUUCCAGUCCUGGUUCAGCCAUGCAGCUCAGCUGGGUGACCCUGGGGGCCAGGCCCUGCCUCUCAGCCUAACCUACCUCACAGGGUUGUUGUGAGUGUGAAUUGGGGAAAGGGAGAAACAUGUGCACACCACCUUGAGCUGCUUGGAAGAAAAGGUGUGAUAUAAAUGUAAUAAAUAAAUUUUUCACCCGGGCUGCCAAGCAGCCAAGAACCUGGGACCUUUUGCAUUCAGAGGGUCGCCUCUGUUGCUACAACUCUUCCCCAGAAAAUUAGGCAAGAUUCUGGUCCUCAUGGAUCUGGAUAAAGGGCUAGUUUAAAUGGGAACAUGGGAAGCUGUCUUAUCCAGAGUCAGACCACAGGUCCAUCCAGCUCAGGAUUGUCCACGCUGACUGGCCAGCUGCCCACCAGGAGUUCAGACACAAGUCCCUCCCGGCCCUCCCUGAAGAUGUCAUUGGGGAUUGAACCCAGCACCGUCUGCAUGCAAAGGAGAUGCUCUACUGCUGAGCUAGGGCCCAUCCUUCAAGGUACAGCCCUCAGUUGAACUUGUGGCCUCUUGCAUCCCAGGUGAGAAUCAGACAUAGGCCACACACAACCCAUACAUUUAAAGCACAUAGCUUCUUACCCCAAAGAAUCUUGGGAACUGUAGUUUGUGAUGACUGCUGGGGUUGUAGUUUGGUGAGGAGAAAGCUACUGUGCCCAGGACUCUCCUGGGGAAGCCAUGUGCUUUAAGUAUAUGAUGCGGAUCUCAACCUAGAGACCUAAACCAACGAGCAUCAUCCGCCAACCAAGUCCUCCUCUCUUGCAGGGAAUUCCAGUGGGUGUACCACCUGCCCCUCAGCGGUGCCCUCGACGCCUCCACCAUCCGCCACAUGAGCCUCCCCCGCUGCGGCGUGAAUGACCUAGACAGCCGAUCCGCAUGGAAGGACCGGGUGGAUUCGAUGCUUUCGGGAAGGACGGUCAGGAGGAGGCGCCGGAAACGGUUCUCUCAUCAGAGUAAGUAUUUCUGGGGCUUUCCUCUGAGCACUUUCUCCCUCUCAGUGCCCCUCUUUUCUCGCUCCCGUGCCACAGCCUCUGGUGUGGUGCAGCCUGCCUUCUCUUUUGCUCCCCUACCCCACCCCAACUUCAUGCAAAUCCAGGAUUGGGAUGCAGCACUACAAAUCCUCCAAUGAUGGGGCCGCGUGAUGACAGCCUUAUGUUCAUAUGUACAUAGGAAGAUAGAUAGUGAAAAUGUCCCACCAGUGGCCAAUGUCACUGGACUUCACUGUCCCUCCUAUGAGACCAGGAGUAUUCAGUGGCUGAGUGUGCUUGACUGUGUUAGGCUGCAGAAUCAGAGCCAUUGCAGCCCUCUGGGGAAGGGCUGUGACUCAGUGAAGGGCAGAAGGUUCAGUCCCAGACAGCAUCUCCAAGCAGGGCUGGGAUUAUUUUGUGUGUGAGAAACCUGGUGAGCUGCUGCCAGUCAGUGCAGACAACGCUGAGCUGGAUGGACCAAUGGUCUGAUUCACUCUAAGGCAGUGGUUCCCAACCUUUUUUUGGCCAUGCCUCACCUAAGCAUCUUUAAAAUCCUGAUGCCCCCAUCCCUGUGACAAAUAAUUCUUAUUAUUCAAAAAGUGAACUCCUAUUCACAUGAUAAAAGGUAAAGGUAAAGGUCCCCUGACAGUUAACUUCAGUCAUGAAUGACUCUGGGGUUGCGGCACUCAUCUCACUUUACUGGCCGAGGGAGCCGACGUUUGUCCGCAGACAGUUUUUCUGGGUCAUGUGGCCAGCAUGACUGAGCCGCUUCUGGCGAAACCAGAGCAGCUCAUGGAAACACCAUUUACCUUCCUGCCAGAGCAGUACCUAUUUAUCUAUUUGCACUUUGACAUGCUUUCGAACUGCUAGGUUGGCAGGAGCUGGGACUGAGCAACGGGAGCUCACCCCGUCGUGGGGAUUCAAACCGCCGACCUUCCAAUUGGCAAGCCCUAGGCUCAGUGGUUUAGAAAGCCUAAAAAGCCAUUGACUGGUCUAAACAAGCUUCCAAAUUGCCCCCCUUAAAAAUCAAAUUGCCCCACGUUGGGAACCACGGCUCUAAGGCAACUUGCUGUGGUCUCUACAGACUCUCAGUUAGAGUAGCUGCUUACCCACUGCUAAAAACUAAGAACUGCAUCACUCCCAGAAAGAAGUCAACCAAGUCUGUAUCACAUAUUGCUAGAUUUUUAAAUAGUACUUACAGAUGCAGAAUUAGAAGUGAUGGCUAUCAUUUAAAUAGAAAUACAUCUCAUAGCAGUGGAAGAUAGUGACCAGGAAAGUUGUGUGUCUGCACAGUUUGCUGUGCAGGCACUGUUGAUGGGUGACUUCAAGGCCCUGGAUACUCUCCCUAGGUCACUCCUGGAGUUUCUGGCCCUCCAGCUAAACUGGAGCCUCCCUGCCCUUCCUGCUCGUGUGAGCCAGAAUGGUGUGGGGGCUUGCUCAGCUGGAGUGCUGGGCAAUGUCUCUCGCCUAAGGUGGGAAGAAAGAAGUAGCCAAGAUACAUUCCAGACAUCGUGAUAUAUCAAUAUAUCGUGAUAUUUAGCUGCUGAUAUAUCACGUUGUUGAAAAGCAGAUAUCACCCAGCCCUGCUGUCAAGCAGGAUAUCUUGCCAUGCUAAUACUUGCUAAGCUUCGCAGGUGGGAAAGAAUGGCCUGGGGAGACCAUCUUAAAGACCAGGCAGGUUCGUCAGUCUUCUGGGCGUUCUGGUUCUUCUGAACCAUUUAUGAUGUCAUAGUUCACAGCCAGCACUUUGCACCAUGAAAGCCGCAGGCAGGGUCUUGUUUUUAGGAGCAGUUAAAGUAAGCUCUGAACAAUAUUCUUGUGCAUUGGGAAAAUCCAGGUGCUGGGACUGGACUUUCCCUGUUGACCAGAUCCCCUGCCUGGAGAUCUUUCCUAGACAGCCGAAUGAGCAGCUGUGCUUUAGGCCAGCCGUGGGAAAUGUAAAAUGGGGAGAUUAGGCAAUUGCUCUAGGAGGCCUCAAACUGUGCCUGACAAGGCAGCAUCUGUUCCCAACGGCGGGGGAAGAAAAAGCCAGGACUCUGCGGCCCAAUUUGCCUCAGUGUUGUUUUCACAUGUCUGUCCUUUCUGACAUGAAGCAGACCACUCUGUUGGCAUGACUCCCGCAUUCUCACGCCCUUCGGCAAUUAAGCCUAACUAUAUGUCGGCUGGAUAGCGCUGUAUAAUGUAGUAACAACUUGGGUGACUGGCAGCUUAGCACUUAAUGCAAAAGAAUGUAAGAAGACCCCUGCAGUUGGAUCAAGACCAAAAGCCCAGCACCCUGGUCUCCCGGUGGUCAACCAGGUGCCCAGAAAAACAUCUUGGAUCCUCACCUAGAAAUCACAGGACAAACAGAAGUUUUGCAGCAGAAGGACCCUCUGGACGAAACCCAUCUUAGCUCCAUCUUAACUGCUUCUCCACUGCCCUCCAACUCACUCCGGCAAAGAAACACACCUGGGAUUGGAUUGGCAUUUAGAAAUAUGUAUAUCUUCCCUCUGGGAACAUGACUACAGCUUGAAUCCAUUCCAGGGAUCCUCGAGGGCAGCGCUCAGAUGUUUGAGUCAUGUUUCAAGAACGGAAUUUAAUCACUGCAAUUGCCUUGGGGGGAGUUAAAACAGGUUUGCACCACGCCCAAGGUUAGGUGUGACUUUUCAGCCCUGCUGCAGGUUGCAAUGGGAGAUGGGAGAUUGGGGGGGGCACACAGAAAGUCAGGAGGCCACAACAAUUGUUUGCUUGCCUGCAUUAGUCAUUUGAGGCUGGGGGGGCGGGGAGGACCAGUUUAUGUUUACCAUUUUAUAAGUCUUCCAGUCCAGUCACCUAGAGACAUCUUUUAAUCGCUGCAGGAGAGUGCCUGAUUACAUGUCUUGACAAGAAUCUGGCUCUGACAGACUGUGUCCAAGGGAAUAUUCUGAAAAUCUUGAUAUUAAGUUUCUCAGCAUGGAGUGUUUAUUCCUUCCCAGAAAGUAAAAUUCUAUGAUUCUAUGAUUCUCAGUAAGAAGAGAGAGUUAUUUGUUUACUGGUUCUGUUAAAAAGACAAGCAAUCUUUGCAUAUUAUGUGUAACCAGCACAUAAACAGAUAAAUGAUAAUGAUAAUAUUAUUUAAUUCCCUCCCAGCCCCAAUCGGAGGUAUUCUAGGCUCCCUUGACAUCUGCCUCAAUAGUUCUUGUGAGCUCAUUGUUUAUCCUGUGUCCUAGCAGGAAGCCAGCCCUCCCCCCAACAGAGAGGAAACAUUUUGUAAGAGGUUUUCAAGCUAAAAGAAAAUUUUCUUGUCUCUUUGUCUGGAGUUAGGAGGGGAGAGAAGUCUUGUUCAGUUCAUGUUUAAAAGGGAACCUACCUGAUUUUACCAUUUCCAAAACAACACGCAAACUGAAACACAGCCAUGCACACUCCUCCGAAUUUUGCAGUGCAGUUCUGCAGCUGAGUAAUGGGUAGGGGGAAAUGCAGAUCUUAGGGUACAAGGUGCAUAAAAAUGCAGAUAUUAGUGAAAAGAAUGCUCAAAAAUUCAUUAGAUCAGGCAAAAUUGCCUUGCAGAAAUGUGUGUGUUAGGAUACAUUGAAUACAAACUUGCGUAUAUUAGGAGGAAUUGGCACUAAAAUGCUGGUGGAUUUUCACGAGGACUUCAAAUGAGCCUUAGGAAGAACUUUGUGACAGUAAGAGCUGUUUGACAGUGGAGUGGAUUCCCUUGGAAGGCACUGAACUCUCCUUCGUAGGAGAUUUUAAAGCAGAGCUUGGAUGGCCACGUGUCAGGUACAGUGGUACCUCGGGUUAAGUACUUAAUUUGUUCCGGAGGUCCGUUCUUAACCUGAAACUGUUCUUAACCUGAUGCACCACUUUAGCUAAUGGGGCCUCCUGCCUCCGCCGCGCUGCCGGAGCACGAUUUCUGUUCUCAUCCUGAAGCAAAGUUCUUAACCUGAGGUGCUAUUUCUGGGUUAGCGGAGUCUGUAACCUGAAGUGUCUGUAACCUGAAGCGUAUGUAACCCGAGGUACCACUGUAUUCUUGAGCUGUGAUUCCUGCAUUGCAGGAGGAUGGGCGAGAUGACCCUUUGAGUACCUUCCGACUCCUCCGAUCUAUGAUUCUGUCUCUUCCUUUUCAUAGGUGGCAAAUGGUACAAGCGACACCUGACUUACCGGGUAGUGAACUGGCCCCGGUACUUACCUGAGCAUCAGGUGCGCCAGGCAGUGAAAGCAGCCUUUGAGCUCUGGAGCAAUGUCUCCUCUUUGGUUUUCUGGGAGGCUGCGGGGGAUCCUGCCGACAUCCGCCUGACCUUCUUCCACGGGGACCACAACGAUGGUGUGGACAAUGCCUUUGAUGGACCAGGUACUCCUGUCCUCCCUUUGUAAGCCCUUGGAAGAGGGAUGGCAAAGCCCUGACUUGCCAGAUGUUGCCGGGCUCCUAACGUCCAUAAACCUUUGUUGCUGGCCAGGCUGGCUGAUGCUGGUAGGAGUUGGGAGUCCCACAACACCCAGAGGGCUGCAAGUCUCCCACCCAUGCCUUGUGGGAGGGCAAUGGCCCAAUAGUGGAAUAGUCCCAGGUUCAAUCCCUGAUAGCAUCUCCAGGUACAGUCGGACCUUGCAAGUCGAACAGCUUAGUUUCCAAACGUUUUGGCUCCCGAACAUCGCAAACCCGGAAGUGACUGUUCCGGUUUGUGAACUAUUUUUGGAAGUUGAACAGGGCUUCUGCGACUUCCGAUUGGCUGCAGGAGCUUCCUGCAGCCAAUCAGAAGCUGCGUUCUGGUUUUGGAAGGCGAAUGGACUUCCAGAACGGAUUCCAUUUGACGUCCAAGGCACGACUGUAUUACCAAGUGCUUUGCCGUUCCUCAACGGGAAGAUUUGGUUUGGGGCUUUGGUGAAAUGGGUAUUUUACAGUGUCUACAACAGUUAACCAGAUUUCCAAAUAUGCCUCUGGACCCCCCAAAAAAGGUUAGGGACUCCUGAUCAUUUCUUUUACAGUUGUGCUGAUUGAGUGUUCAAAAAUAAACACUGCACAAACAAGACAACAAAGAAAUGAACUGUGCACGAAUAAAAGAAACAGAAAGCUCAAUUCACUUUUACAGGGAUCAUAAUAAAAUAGACUCUUAUAAGGGAUGUUUUGGAUGUAAGAUUCACAGGUUGAUAAAGUAGCCUCGCCACAGAGAGGCAUGUGAAGUGCAGUGUGCUAGUUUUAUUUACAAAGCAUAUUGACAGAGAUCAUACAACAUCAACAUGGUCUUGUUUUGAAAUCUGUUAGAACCCUCUGUGGUGGACUCCCCUUCACUGGAAGUUUUUGAGCAGAGGUUGUAUGGCCGUACAUUGGGGAUACUUCAGCUGUGAUUACCGCAUUGCAGGGGUUGGACUAGAUGACCCUUGGGGACCCUUCUGAUCCUAAAAUCCUUUGAUCCCAUUAAAUGCUUAGGCAAGGCAAUCCCCCACACCCUCCCAAGCCACCCAUGCCUAGAGGGACCCAAUGCAAACUUCCUGCGUUUAGCAAUUUUGAGCCUGACUGCAGCUUCUUGUGAGGAAUGGCAGGAUUUGAGUCGAUUUCAUUGGCCAGGAGAACUACCACAGGGUCCGGGGUUCGAGAUUGCUUCCAGUCCAGCUUCCACGCUGGUCAUGGGACCGAGACGGCUCUGGCUGCCCUAACAGAUGAUCUUCGUAGACAGCUGGAUCGAGGUGGGUCGGGGCUGCUGAUUCUUCUAGAUCUGUCAGCAGCUUUCGACAUGGUCGAUCACGAACUUCUGGACCACCGCCUUGCUGACGUGGGGAUCCAGGGCACAGUCCUUCAAUGGCUGCGCUUGUUUCUCUCUGGUCGGAGACAGAGGGUGGCACUUGGAGGGGAAUUGUCAUCGCGCCACUCCUUGGUGUGUGGAGUGCCCCAGGGUGCGAUACUCUCCCCGAUGCUUUUUAACAUCUUUAUGCGCCCCCUCACCCAGCUUGUCUGGAGUUUUGGGCUGGGCUGCCAUCAGUAUGCCGAUGACACCAAACUCUAUCUGUUGAUGGAUGGCCAUCCUGACUCAGCCCCAGACACACUGACCAGAUGUUUGGAAGCUGUGGCUGGAUGGUUACGUGGGAGCCGGUUGAAGCUAAAUCCUUCGAAGACAGAGGUCCUGUGGCUGGGACGGGACGAUAUGGGAUUGGGGGGGCAACUCCCAUCUCUUGUGGGGGCGCAAUUAGUGCCAGCACCGUCCGUUAAGAGUUUGGGUGUAAUCUUCGACACCUCCCUUUCCAUGGAGGCGCAGAUUGCAGCUACAACAAAGGCAGCAUUUUUCCAUCUCCGACAAGCUAAGCAGUUGGCUCCUUACCUCUCUCGGCCUGACCUAGCCACUGUGAUCCACGCGACGGUCACCUCCAGACUGGAUUAUUGUAACUCGCUCUAUGUGGGGCUGCCCUUGAGACUGACCCAGAAACUCCAGCGGGUGCAGAAUGCUGCAGCGAGACUCCUACGGGGUCUUCGCUGCGAGAUCACAUUCACCCGGUGCUAUACCAGCUGCACUGGCUCCCGGUGGAGUACAGGAUCAGGUUUAAGGUGCUGGUUUUAACCUUUAAAGCCCUAUAUGGCCUAGGACCCUCGUACCUACGGGACCGCCUCUCCUGGUAUGCCCCACAGAGAAACUUACGGUCUUCAAAUAAAAACAUCUUGAAGGUCCCAGGCCACAGAGAAGUUAGGCUGGCCUCAACUAGAGCCAGGGCUUUUUUCGGCCGUGGCUCCGAUCUGGUGGAACACUCUGUCACAAGAGACCAGGGCCCUGCGGGACUUGACAUCUUUCCGCAGUGCCUGCAAGACAGAGCUGUUCCACCAGGCCUUUGGCCAGGGCACAGCCUGACUCCCUCCCUCGGCAAUCUUCGCGGAGCUCUGGCCCAAUGGUUGCUAGUGGCUUGAAUUAAUUAAUUUUAUAAUGAAUUAUUUUAGAGUGUUGUUUGUGCUGUACUUUUGUACUGUUUUAUUGUUGUUAGCUGCCCUGAGCCCGGCUUCGGCUGGGGAGGGCGGGACAUAAAUAUAAUAUUAUUAUUAUUAUUAUUAUUAUUAUUAUUAUUAUUAUUAUUAAACAUGAUUUUUUGGUAUGAUUAGCUUAAUCCGUGCCUUGCAUUGUCCCUGUGGAAAAUGAAGGGUGGUUUACGAGUAUUUUUAAUAAAGAGAAGGAAUCAUUUGGCCUCCACGAAGAUGAGUCCCAGAAAAGAGGACUCCUGCCUUUUAAUGUGUGGAUGAGACUGCUGCGCUUGGGAGGUCUAAUGGCGUCUCCUCUCUCACCCCCAGGGGGCGCCCUGGCACAUGCCUUCUUCCCCCGCCGGGGCGAGGCUCACUUUGACAACGACGAGAGGUGGUCGCUGGACAGCGGGAAGGGCCGCAACCUCUUUGUGGUGGUGGCGCAUGAGAUCGGCCACACUCUGGGCCUGGAGCACUCCCCUGUGCGCAGUGCCCUCAUGUCCCCUUACUACAAGAAACUGGGCAAGGACUUUGUCCUUAACUGGGAUGACAUCCUGUCCGUCCAGAACUUAUACGGUAAAUGUGGCUCGCUUGUGAUUUAUUGUUAUUUUAUUGUCUUUGAAUCUCACCUCUUCAUCCAAGGAGGAUCAAGGUGGCGUACAUAAUUCUCUCGCCUCAUUUAAUCCCCACAACAAGCCUGAGAGGUCGACCAGGUCACAGCCAGUGAACUUCGUGGUCAAGUGGGGGAUCGGAACCCUGGUCUCUUCCAGGUCCUCGUCUCACACACUAACCACUAUACCCCACUGGCUCUCACCACUACCACAUCCUGUGCCUGUUUUCUUAAGGAGGAGGAACACAGAUCCAUGGUUUCUCAAGUGGGAUGAUGCUGAACUGCUGUAAACUAGGGAUUGUUUGACAGUCGCACCAAUUGCCCUAGACGGUGGUGGGUUCUCAGCACAAAACUGUAUGGAUAUACGUAUAUCAUUUUCCACACCUUUGUUAGGGGGUUUUAAGCAGAGGCUGGAUGAUCACCUAGCAGGGAAAUUGCGGCAAAUAGAUUUCAGGUGGUUGGAAAGGAUGAGCUUUGAGGUCCCUUUCAACUGUGUGAAUCAUAUGAAUGGGGAUGGGAACUAGGGAUGCUUGAAUCUGGAAGUUUUUGUCUCUCUCAGGCCACCUUUGUCCCAUACAUUUAAAGCACCAUGAAACCACUUCAAACAGUCAUGGCUUCUCCUAAAGAAUUCUGGGAGCUGUAGUUUCUUCAGGGUGUUGAGAGUUGUUAGGGGGCUCCAUUAUUCCCCUCCCAAAGCUACAAUUCCCAGAGUAAAAGGUAAAGGUAAAGAGACCCCUGACCAUUAGGUCCAGUUGUGACCGACUCGGGUUGUACUCUGUGAAAAAUUAAACCACUCUGGGAGUUGUAGCUGUGUGAGGGGAAAGGGGGCAGCCAAAUAACUCUCAGCACCCUUAGCAAACUUCUCAUGAUUCUUUGGGAAAACCCAUGUGAUACUGUGGUGCUGUAAACGUACGGUGGGGGGGGGUGUCCUCAGUUUCUAAUUUUUCCAUUCUUAUGUUCAUUUCCACAACAUUUUGCAGGUUUUCUUUUAAAGUCCUCAUGAAAAAGCACCAGCAUUUUAGUGCAAAAUUUCUGCUAACACUCACAUUCUUGUAUGCAAUUUUGCCUAAUACAGUGGUACCUCGGGAUGCGAAUGGGAUCUGUUCCGGAGCCCCAUUCGCAUCCUGAAUAGAACACAAGACACGAUGGCGCACCUGCGCAAGUUGUGUUUUGCCGCUUCCGCGCAUGCGUGUGAUGUCAUUUUGAGCGUCUGCGCAUGCGCAAGCAGCGAAACCCGGAAGUAACGCACUCCGUUACUUCUGGGUUGCCAUGGAGCGCAACCCGAAAGCACUCAACCUGAAGCACAUUCAACCUGCGGUAUGACUGUAUAGUGCAUUUUUAUGUUGCUUUCACCAAUAUAUACAUUUUUGUAUACAUUACUAAGAAUCAUAGAAUCAAUGAAUUCGAAGGGACCCCAAGGGUCGUCUAUCUCAAACCCCUGCAAUGCAGGAAUCACAGCAGCUUAGCUGAGAAACUGCAUUGCAGAAUUCAGAAGAGUGUGGAUUAUGAAGGAUGACUGUGUUUCUUAUGCAACUUUGCCUGAUAUAUACACAAAUUGUGCCCUUCGCCCUUUGCUUCAACCCUGGCCCACCCUGAGCCUUAAGUCCGGGACUGGUUGUACAGCUAAAUACCACAUAUUUGCAUGGACCCAGAUUUUUAAAUUUUAUUUCUAGCCUGAUGGUACACCUCUUCUGAACAUGGAAGUUUGACAUAGGCAGUGUCCAUGAGCACUUUCUAAGAAUAGACACUCAAGCCCAGUGGCUCUUUUGAUGGGACCUUGUGAUUUCUUUUUGGCAGGCAAGCCUCCCCGGGGGUCUGUGGUCCAGCUCCCAGGAAAAUUAUUUGCUCACUUCCAGGACUGGAGCCAGGAUCUUGAAGGCACUAAGCACCAGGGCGGUGACCACAGUUCUCAUUACUGCUGGUCAUUCUUUGAUGCCAUAACCAUGGGUAAGAAGAGAUAGUGCAUCAGCUGGAGAAUGGGUGCAGGGUGGUGGCUAAAGGGCCAAACUUGGACAGUAAAAUUCCCUGUGCAGACUGUCCUAUUGCAUUAGGCACAGCCUUUCAGAGUUGUUUUGAUUGGAUUAAAUACUUUGAUUUUUCAUUUCUUUUCACCUAUGGUAGAAUGACCUUUCUGGAGUUUGUGUGUCAUCAUCAUCAUCAUCAUUUUAUUAUUUAUAGCCUGCCCAUCUGGCUGGAUUUUCCCAGCCACUCUGGGUGUCUUAUUUUGUACCCCACCCUGCUGUCUAAGAAAGAUGGUCUUUAAAUGCUUAGAUUAAAAAGUGUAAAUGAAUAAAGCUCCUUAACAGGUUCUUCAGCAGACCGUGAUACUAACCCCACUUACCAGGGAGUAAGCCCCAUAUGUUCAAUAGGGCAUAUUUCUGGGUAAACAUGGUUAGGACUGUGCACAGACUGCUUUCUGGGGCAUUUUCCUAAGGGAAGCCAAAUUCCAAUGGAUCUCGGGCUACACAAAUUAUCCCUAACCAGAGUUGUGUGUAUGUUGUGUCAGGAGAAGUGCACUUUCAUUUUUGUUUCCCUGCAUCAGUUUUUCUGUGGAAAACUGCAUGGGAAGUGUGUAGGUUUUUUUACGCAGUAUUUUCCAUUGGUUGGGAUGAAAACAUUCCCCAAACAGAGGACUCUGCUGGGAAUUUCUGGGGGAUAAUUUAUGCCCUGUUCUGUUUUUAGAAAGAGAACACUAUAACCACUUCAGUCUUCUUCCCAGGAUCCAUUUGUGUUGGAGUUUCUUCCACACGUUUCAUAAUCUUUUUCUACCUAGAAAACAACAAACCCAACCUAUAAUGGAUAACAGGCAUAUUUGCUGCCAUGCAGGGGGCAAUAUCCAGGAAGGAUUAUGUUUACUUCUGGGUAAAAUCUGCAAUUGAAAGUGCACUUGGGUAAAUUCUACUCUCACGACAUGAUAUACUGGGGCAGAUUCUGGGGGUGGGGUGGAGGUAUUUUCAGAAUUCCAGACAGCUCCCUGCCCCCCCCCCCCCCGUCAGCCCAAGUAAAUUCCUCCAUCCCCUAUCAGAGUUGUGUAGUUCUGGUUACCUCAUCUCAAAAAGGAUAUUUAAAGGUUCAGAAAAGGGCAACCGAACUGAUCAAGGGAAUGUCACGACUCCCAUGUGAAGAAAGGUUACAGCAUUUGGAAUUUUUUAGUUUAGAGAAAAUGUGAGCAAGAGAACAAUAGAAGUUCAUACAAUUGUGAGAAGGUGGACAGAGAAAAGUUUUCCUCCCUCUGUCCAAGUACGAAAAGUUGUGGACACACCACGAAGCUGAAUGUUGGAAGAUUCAGGACAGAUAAAAGGAAGUCCUUCUUCAUAAUUAAACUAUGGAACUCACUCCCUCAGAGGGGCAGUGAUGGUUUUAAAAAGACGAUUGAACAAAGUCAUGGAGGAUAAAUCUAUGGGCAGCUAUUAGCCAAGAUGCCUAUGCUCUUGACUCCACAGCCGGAGGCAGCAGUGCUUCUGAAUACCAGUUGUUGGAAACCACAGGAGGGGAGAGGACUCUUGGGCUCAGGUCCUGCUUGUCGGCUUCCCACAACCAUCUGGUUGGCGACUGUAAGAAGAAGAUGCUGGACUAGAUGGGCCAAUGGCCUGAUCCAGCUGGCUCUUCUUAUGUUGAUAUAUUCCUGCAUGAACCCUAAGUACCUGGGUUUCUGAUCUCUCACUCAGAGACAGAAGACCCUCUCACACACCUUCUCUUUAUUUUUGAGCAGAUCUGGAAGACAAUCUCUAUAUAUUCAAAGGCGGCCAUUACUGGAUUGUAUCCAAAGGAGGUAACGCUACUGGUCCAGACUUGCUCCGAGCCAUGUGGCCGGGACUCCCGUCCACCAUUGAUGCUGCGGCCUUCUCUGAGGAAGAUGGGAAGUUCUAUUUCUUCAAAGGUAGCUUGACUGGAGUUGUCUGGGAGGUGGGGAGUUGGCAGUACAGAUCUUAACAUCGUCCUGGCACUUCCCAAUGACCUUAGGAAAGCUCCUCUCUUUGUAAGCCCCCAUCUUCCCAUCUGUGAUUUGGACGUAAAAGCAGUGCCCUGCCUUUCGAGAACAUGCUAAUGAUUAUCGAGAUACCAGAGAAGUUACCAGACAGGCACUCAAGGGGGAGGAGGGGCAAAGUAGGGUUGGUGAAGGUGUGGCCUCUGGAGAAUCCUGAGGGCCAGAAAGAAAGACCUAGAGUCACACAUUUGGCCUCUGAGCCCAAGGUCCGCUAGUGCUUCCCAGUUAGCUUAGUACUGUGUACUUUUUCAAAAGCCAAGACAUGGAGCCCCUACUUUUGACAAUUUUGAUAUCUCUGUGGUUGUUUUUAUUAUGUGAAUGGUACCACAGACCCACUGGGUGAGUUAUGUAGACCCCCCCAGGGUCCGCAGACCACAGGUUGGGAACCACAGAUCUAGAGAGCUCUCAGCUGAGAUUCAAAUCAAGGACUAUUGUUUCCAAGCUCAAGUCAUCUUACCCCACUGGGCUAUAUGAAUUUAAGUUGGGAGCCCUGUUGUUCAGUCUUGGCACCUGCUCCAAGACUCUAGUCAUACACCUGCUUACUCAAAAUCAAAUUCUCUUUGAAUGCCCAGAAUUGGCUUCCCAUUAAAUUAAAUGUGUUUUAGAUUUGCGUUGUUAGUUCAUAAGGUAAACCCUGCUGCCAUCUGCUGGCUGUUAGCUGAGGUGCAGUCAGGAAUUCAAGUAUCCAGGACUUAAUGAACUUUUAUGGGGAGUGCGGCUUAGAUAGCCAUGUGUAUUAUGUCAUUUGUGAAGCAUACAAUUAACAUCUCCCUCUCUCUCUCUCUCCCUCUCUCUCUCUCUCACACACACACACAUUCCGCCUAGACCAAAAUCUUUCUUAAAAAACCUCAGUUUGUCAACCUUGGCACACAAAAAAGAAAUAAGUCCUCUGAGCAUGUGCAGUUUCACAUUUUAUGUCUACAGGAAUAAAAGCAGGCUUUGCUUCAUGCUGCCCUGAUGGCGUACACACACUUAGAAAUGUCCCUUUCUGUUGUGGUUUUUUUAAGGCAAAAGAAUAAAAGCAGCACCUGUAACCUUGUACAUACCUGGCCAGCCGUUGCUAACUAGGAAAUGCUUUUAUUGAAAUCAGAAAGAAAGUGGGGUGUAGUAAACGGUGUCAGUACUUGCUGGGCUUGAUGUUGACACUGGAUCAGUUUCCUACUCUCCCCAUCACCUGACACAGCGCUUGGAACGAACAAGUUCAGCUGAACAAAGUUCUUCAGAAUAGUCCAAAGAUCUCUGACCUUCCCUGAAUUCAGUUCCCAGAAUUGCCAGGUGAACUGAUCAUGAAUUAAGUUCAUUUGGGGGCAGAACAUUGAAUGAUUUUUAGUUUAUCUUCAAGUUCAUUCUCUCUCUCUCUCUCUCUCUCUCUCUCUCUCUCUCUCUCUCUCUCAUCUUUAGGUCAGUGGCUCCUAAAGUAUGUGGCACUGCCCCUGGCCAAUGGUGGGAUUCCCCAGAGGGGGCUAAGAGGCAAUUGGAUUUUGAAUAAAUGUGCAAUCAAUGUUUACUCUUUUGAAAUUUAUUGUGUUAUGGUCUUCCUUAGUGGGUCAUGUAAAACGCUAUUUGGAAUAAUGCUUUUUAUACUGUAGGGUGGGGCACCCGGGGGGGUGAGUUUAUGGAACCGAGGGGGCAGUGGCUCAAAAAAGUUUGGGAACCACUGCUCUAGACUCUUUGGACUCUUAAACUUAAAGAUCAUAAGUCUUGGGGAACAUAAAUUAAACCUUCCGCACGUGUGUGUGUGUGUGUGUGUGUGCGCGCGCGAGUGUGUGCUUAGACAUUUUCUUAGUCUCCAAAAGUAUGUCUUUAUACUUCAGCCCAACAGCACUGGAGGGAUAGCUCAGGUGGUAGAGCAUGAGGCUCUUAAUCUCAGGGUUGUGGGUUUGAGCCCCACAUUGGGCAAAAGAUCCCUGCAUUGCAGGGGGCUGGACUAGAUGACUCCUUCCAACUCCACAAUUCUCUGAUUCUAGCUUCUUGGACUCCAGCUACCAUUGGCCACACUGGCUGUUGGGGCUGAUGGGACCUGGAGUCCAGCACCACGUCUGGAGGGCCACAGCUAGAACCCAGUCCUGCCUAAUUUAAAAGAACCAUGGAAUUAUAGAGGUGGAAGGGACCCCAAGGGAAUUGCAGGAAUCGCAGCUAAAGAAUCCCUGACAGAUGGCCAUCCAAGCUGUGCUUGAGAACCUCUCCCAUGAAGGAUAGGCCACCACCUUCCGUUCCACUGUUGAACUUUUCUUACCGCCAGGAAGUCCUGCCUUGCCUCACCCUGCUCUCUGUCUCCCCCUGCAGGUGGCCGAUGCUGGCGCUACAAAGGCUCUUCCCUGGACGCCGGCUUCCCCCAUAAGUGCAGCAGCAUGGGGGACCUCCCCCGACACCCCGACACAGCGCUCUAUUUCCAGCCCCUCCACCAUCUGGUUCUUUUCAAAGGUCCCAAAUACUACAUGGUGAGCGGAGAGUCCCUGCAAGUGGAGCCGUACUACCCCAGGAGCCUGAAAGACUGGGGAGGGGUGCCUGCCAUGGCGAACGGCGCUCUCACGCGUCCUGACGGCUUCGUUUACUUCUUCCGAAACGACCAGUUCUGGAAAUUCAACCCAGAUACGCUGAGGGUGGUGGAAAGUGGGAAAUGGGCCUCCCAGCUAGGGUGGCUGGGUUGCCAGGAUGCGGCCCUCAACCAGGCGGUGGUCUGAGCUUCUGCAGAAAUUUCAACGGCUUUCAUAACAAACUUCCCGAAGUCCAGAAUUCGGUUCAGCGUUUGAGGGUCAGAUGCUUGACGGUGUUGGAAGUUGACCUUUCAUUUUGUCGCAAGUGGACUUUUGUUUCUUUUUUAAAGGAGUAAGUGAAGCCUAAGAGAGUACCUCUUGAUGCAAAAGAAGAAGAAGAAGAGUUUGGAUUUGAUAUCCCGCUUUAUCACUACCCUAAGGAGCCUCAAAGCGGCUCACAAUCUCCUUUCCCUUCCUCCCCCACAACAAACACUCUGUGAGGUGUGUGAGGCUGAGAGACUUCAGAGAAGUGUGACUGGCCCAAGGUCACCCAGCAGCUGCAUGUGGAGGAGCAGGGAAUCGAACCCGGUUCACCAGAUUACGAGUCCACCACUCUUAACCACUACACCACACUGGCUCUCAGAAUAUCAAGUGCCUGACAAAUCAUGACACGGAGUGGGCGGGCAAUACAGCUUCUUGCGCCACGUUGAUUGGAAGAGGACGGGUUGGCAUUCUAGCCAAUCGAGAAGCAUUAUAGGGGAGGGGAGGGGAGGGGCGGUGGGCACUUCCGUUGCCUCUGGUAACUGGCUAAACCUUAUGGCAGAGCUUUCCAAACUGUGUGCCUUGACACGUUAGUGUGUCGGCUGCAGUGUGUAGGUGUGUAGUGUGAACACUCCCCACGCUCCUCCCGGGGCUGGAAAGGGGUUAGUUUAACCUCUGGCUUGCUAGUAAUACUGAAUUACUGCAUCGCGAAAUCAUGCAUGUCUAAAAGGUGUGUCACCAGCAUGAAAAGUCUGGAAAGCUCUGCCGUACGGAGGCCAAGCUUCUUUUAAGAGCUGCCCACACCCCAUUCAACUUCAAGCCGCCUGUUCUUCUGUCUUCCAUCUUUGUCCCAAAGCUGGUUACUGUGGAGUGGACAAAAACAGGGGGAACUUCUCUUAAGAACCUGUCAAGGCUCUGCCAAGGCUUUGGGAAAGCUAUUCCUCCCCCAGUUGCAGCAAGAGCAGAGAAAACAAGCUAGAGUUCUUUUUAAUGAGUUUUAUUCAAUCCAAUAGUGAGAGACAAAUGAUCGCAAUGAGCCUUAACAAUGGCGUUUCUCCAAACUGGACUCCUCCUCCCUCCUCCUUAGCAACAGCACCUUCCCAUAUGGUGGUCAAAUGUCUCUGAUUCCGUUGUUCUUGCGCUCUCAACGAACGUCAUGUUCUGGCAGAAGGGGGAUAAGAAAUACUCUCCAGUGACAACAUGUCAUUUGGCUGCUCCUCUGCAGUCCCCCCCCCCCACUUCUUCCAACACUGCCCAACUCCGUCCAUCUCUGAGCUGUGACCUCCCUCAAACUCCUCAAAGCCGUGCUGUAAUUCAGUCCUGCCUUCCCCCUCUCCUGCAGUGUCAGGAGAAUUGGGGGGGGGUGAUCCCCACUACAGUGGUACCUCAGGUUGCAUACGCUUCAGGUUACAGACUCCGCUAACCCAGAAAUAUCACCUCGGGUUAAGAACUUUGCUUCAGGAUGAGAACAGAAAUUGUGCUCCGGCGGCACAGCGGCAGCAGGAGGCCCCAUUAGCCAAAGUGGUGCUUCAGGUUAAGAAAAGUUUCAGGUUAAGAACCGACCUCCGGAACGAAUUAAGUACUUAACCUGAGGUACCACUGUACGCCUCCUACUCCAUCUCAUCCUCGAGUCCAAUUCCUGACAGAACCUAAGAAGAGCAUCCUGUUAUCACAUUGGCCAACCAGAUGGACCAAUGGGAAGCCCACAAGCAGGACCCAAUCACAAGAGCACUUUUUAAGGUGAGGCAUCCACCUCACAGUCCUCUCCAGAGGUCAUUUCUCCUCCACAGCUGAGCCUUUGAGGAGUUAGUGUGGACUGACCAUCAUUGUAAAGCUUCUCUCGCAGAAUCUUGAGCUACUGUGCAUCGGCUACUACAUCUUCAGGGCGGAACAGGAGCUGUUCAUCUGUUACCUCUCCUUGCCUGUUGGCAGUGCCUCUCUUGUGGGUGAUCACAUCUCCUUGACCUCCCACCUAUAGCAGAACCUUGGCAUUAUUGCCGUUGGCAUUGCUGUAAUGUGAUUCCAUGUGCAAAGGAAGUCACAUUCCCGCUGCAGUCUUGCAACAAAUGGGUGAGGAAAGGGCCCAGCAGAAGCGUCACAGCUGAAUGCAGCACUGAAUCUGAAGCUUCAGUAUGAAAGCUCAACCUUCAUUGCCUAGUACCACACUGCCACAAAACUGUUUUCUACCAAGUACCUCAUGGGCUUUCUAGCACUUCACUGCCUUUGGCAGUUCCAUCACAGCAAUACUUCUGCAGGUGCCUCAGUUUUCAACAUGUAUGCUGAGAUUGGCAGAGGGGGCCAUCCGGGUGAUUCCUGCACCCUCAGAGGCUCUAGGGGGGAAGAGGGCCUUCUCUGUGGUGGCUCCUAAGCUGUGGUGCACUUUAUGCCCUCAUUAUACAGCUUUCCGAGGAUGCUGAAGACAUAGCUCCUUACUCUGGCUUUUGACACUUGAGAUGUCUAUUUUUACGACUCAUUUUAUGGUUGUAAGUUUUUAAAAUUGUUUUUAAUACUGUGUUUGAUUGUUGUAACCUGUCCGGGGACAUCAGGGUGAAGGAUAGGAAAUAAAUAUACAAAUAAUACCUUCAUCCUGAAACCCAA